CAUUCUCUCAAGCGGCUCUUGCACAUCCAGCCGACAAAUGAUACGGAUUUGAUAUCGACGAUGCGUUUAAAAUCGCACGCAAAGCGCGUUCUUCACAACCGACUGCGUUCCGUGUAACAGAAGCGCUUGUUUUAUUUUUUUCAGGAGUAAAUUCCCUUCAUGUGAGACUGAGAGAUGUUGGUUAGCUUAGCCUAGCGCGCUAAUCCUUCAUCAAACUGUCACAAUCUGUCGGGCGUUGAUUUCAAUACUCCGUGAAAGAUGCCGCCCGGGACAGACGACCCUCGUAAACUCUUCAUCCUGACCACGGCGGGAAACUACUUCCGUCUGGACACCCCGGCGUCUCUGUCCACCUGCCGUCCUCUCGAUAACUUCUUAGACGAUAGCAACGAAUCCCUGCUCACCGUCACCAGAAACGCAGAUGAGCUGCACUUCUCAAACAAGCUGGAGAACAUGGACGUCGACAGCAGGGUUCUGCUGUUCUUCAAACCUCAUCCGUGUGUGGUGAGCGAGGAGAACCUGCACCGAUCCGUCCUGGUGUCCUCUAUGCUGGAGUCUCCCAUCAGCACCCUGUACCAGGCCUUGAGACAGGUCUACGGCCCCGUCCUGCUGCAGGAUGAUAAAUGGAGUCAGUCGUUCGACUCAAAGCUUCAGUCUCUGCUCACGGAUCUUGAGGUCGGGCUGGGCUCUGUGCUCAGACACUCACACCCAAAGGAUUCUGGGGAACGGAGUCAUUCGGAGACGGAUGUGUUGAGUAUCAUGACCCCUCUGGAUGAGUUCGGCUUCUGGGCUGAUGUCAGUCGCUCCGGACAGCAUAGCAGAGAGAGAGACAGAGCGGCACACUUCUCUGAACUCUUCACCACCAUUGAGAAGGACUACAGUAAUCUGGACAGUUUCAGUCUGGUGGAGGUACUGGACCUGAUUGAGAGCACCCGUGAGACAGUAGAUGACGUGUGGAAACAGAAUGAGCAUGCCCUCUACCCCGAGAUACGCAUGAUCCGACUCAUGGAUGUCAUAGACGGAGCUCUCGGCAGGUUUGUACAGAGGAAGCUGAGCACCCUGCGCUUGUGGGAUGAUCCAUAUUUCACAGUCAGGGAGGGGCUUAAAGGGGGUGUGGCUGCCUGUGAACAGUGGGUGGCGGCCUGUGAACACCUGACCGGUCAGGUGUGGAAACGCUACUCACCUCAUCCGUGGAGCGGAGAGAAGCACUGCCCACAGGGGCUGCAGAGCCUUGCCCAACGAUUGGAGGAGGUGGUGCAGGUGCGAUCAGUGUGUGAGAAACUGCAGCGUUUGUUAUCUGGAGGGAAGCUGCAGGUUUCACCCACACGUGUGUAUCAGCCUUUCACAGGGCUCAACCCGAUACACUACAACCCUUAUACUGAGCCCUUAUGGAGAGCUGCAGUGUCUCAGUUUGAUCGACUCAUCGCUCCAGCAGAACAGGAAGCAGCUGGAAAGCUCAAGACCUUCAUAAUAGAUGCACAGGACAGUCCACAGCAGCUGCUGCAGGUGUUUCAGAAACACAGAGAACUGAUCAAACGACCCACAAUCAGCAAAGAACUGCAGCCCGAGAGAGAAACGCUCCUGACGCGACUGCUGGACUACAACAAGGGGCUGCGGGUGGAUUUUGAGAACCGCUGUCACGGUGCUCCAGGAGAGAAAACCGGCCCUCUAGCAGGACGAAACCUUCCAGAGGUCAUCAACAAUAUUGUGUGGGUCAGACAGCUGCUGCUUAAGGUGGAGGACUCUCUGAAGAUGGCCGACGCGUUGCUCUCUGAUCUGUCUGGGUUUCGGCCGCUGCUCCGUUUCUGUGAUGAGCUGCAGGAGCAGAUGAGAUCGUACGAGCAGGAGCAGUUUGAAGACUGGAGCAGAGACCUGCUGUCAGGACUGUCUGAUCCCAAAUCUGGAGUCAGUUUGCAGGCCAGUAAUCGUGUCAUGGAGCUGGAUCACAUGGAUGGUAAACUGAAGAUCCAGUACUCGGACCGGCUGGUGAGUUUACUCCGAGAGGUGCGGCAGCUCUCCGCUCUGGGCUUCACCAUCCCUGCUAAGAUCCAGCAGGCGGCAAACACCGCCGACAAGUUCUACAGACAGGCCAUCAUCCUCAAACAGGUGGCUCAUUUCUACAACACCAUCGAUCAGCAGAUGAUCCCUUCUCAACGACCCAUGAUGCUCGGCUGUGCUCUGGCCUUUGAACAGGUCAUCAAGAAUCCACGGUCUCAAUCUCGUGACGAAGGUGGAAAACUCCAGAUCACGUGGGAGAAUCCUAAAGAGCUGGAGCAGUACAUCAGUAAACUGCAGAGUGCCGCAGAGAGACUCUCCACGGAGAACCGCAAACUCAGGAAGUGGCACACCGACUUCACUGACAAGGUGGUGAGUCUGAUGGGAGUGGAUCUCCUGCGUCAGCAGCAGAGGUGGAAAGAUGCUCUUCAGGAUCUCAGGACUGGAUUCGCCACACUAGAGUCUCAGGGGUUUCGUGCAGGAGACAUGAGGGCCUGGCGUCAGCACUGGAACCAUCAGCUGUAUAAAGCUCUGGAGCAUCAGUAUCAGGUGGGACUGGAGGCCCUCAACAAGAACCUGCCGGAGAUUAACAUCGACCUCAUCUUCAAGCAGGGGCGGCUGCAGUUCCGUCCUGCAUUCGAGGAGGUCAGAGCAAAAUACUACCGCGAGAUGAAAAGGUUCAUCUGCAUCCCGAACCAGUUUAAGGGCGUGAGCGAGACAGGAGAGGAGCCCAUAUUCACCUGCAUGAUCGAACGUAACGCAAGCGGCUUCCUGACCAUCUUCAGCAAAGCCGAACACCUCUUCAGUCGACUCACACACAUGCUGGACAAGUUUAAGGACUGGGUGGUUCUGGGGCAGGUGGAUGUGGAUGUUCUGGUGGAGAAACACCUUCACAGCGUCCAGGACUGGGAGAGGAACUUCAGAGCUCUCAAAGCCAAAGGAAAAGAGGCCGAGCGGCUGCCCAGCACAGAGAAGGUCGACUGCAUCACGGUGAACUGUGAACCUGUCAGAGUGGCCGUGGACGAUCUCAUCCAGAGGCUGUUUGAUGCUCUGCUGACGUCCCUCAGGAGAUCCAUCCAGGGUCAUAUUCAGGUGAUCGACUCUUUCAUAAGCAGUGCGAUGGAGACGUUGUCCUUGCGUCCUGAGAGCAUCGAUGAGAUCGGAGACGCCAAUGCCAAACACGGCCAAUUACAGACCCAGAAACCCGAGAUACUGCCUCAGUUCCAGCAGGCGGAGGAGAAGAAUAGGCUGCUGCGCUCUGUGGCGGGCGGAGGACUGGACACCAUCAGCUCCCUGAGAGCCAGAUGGGACAAAUUUGAGCUGAUGAUGGAGAGUCAUCAGCUCAUGAUUAAAGAACAGGUGGAGGUGAUGAAGGGGAACGUUGAGUCUCAGGUGCAGGUUUACCUGCAGGACCUGCAGAAGUUCAGAGCUCGCUGGGACCAGCUCAAACCCGGCCAUGACAUCAUCGAGUCAGGUGACCACGAGACUCUGCAGCGCUGCGUUCAGAACAUCCGCGACAGACGAGCCGAGUUCGGCGAGCUGGAGAACACGCGUAAAAAACUCAUGGAGGACUGCGAACACUUUAACCUGAGCGCUCCUGACGUGUCUCUGGCGACCGACACGCUGCGGGAUCUGCAGGAGUGUUCAGAGAUGUGGGAGCUUUAUGAGGAGUUUCAGCAGGGACUGGACGAACACGCAGAGCAGGACUGGAUUUCCUUCAGGAGUAAGACUCACAUGUUCGAGGAGUUUCUGUUCGCGUGGCACGACCGUCUGAGGAAGCUGGAGGAGCACAGCAGCAUGUCUGUCAAACUGCAGAAGGAAGUGGACCGAUACAAGGCCGUGGUUCCAGUGUUGAAGUACGUGCGAGGUGAGCAGCUCUCUCAGGAACACUGGCUGGAUCUGUUCCGGCUCGUCUCUCUGCCCAGAGGAACCACACUAGAGAGACUGCAGUUCAGAGACCUGGAAAGAGUGGCAAUUUCAAUCAUAGACAAAGCCUUGGAGCUCAAGGAUCUGAACAGUCGCGCUCAGGCCGAGGUCACCAUCCGUGAGGCCCUGCGGGAGCUGGAGCUGUGGGGCGCCGGUGCGUGCUUCACCCUGACGGACUACACAGACAGUCAGGGCUGCUCUCUGCGCGUCAUCAAGGACUGGAGGGACAUGGUCAACCAGGUGGGAGACAACCGCUGCCUGCUGCAGUCGCUCAAAGACUCGCCCUAUUACCUGCGCUUCCAGGACAAAGUGUCACUGUGGGAAACCCGGCUGGCCGACCUUGACGAGUACCUCCAGAACCUCAACACCAUCCAGAGGAAGUGGGUCUACCUCGAGCCCAUAUUUGGGCGUGGGGCGUUGCCGCGGGAACAGGCCCGCUUUCAGAGAGUGGACCAGGAUUUCAGGGCCAUCAUGUCAGACGUUCAGAGGGACAGCAGGGUCACGUCUCUCAGCACUCGAGCUGGAAUCAGGAACUCCCUCGUCACCAUCCUGGACCAGUUACAGAUAUAUAUAUAUAUAGUCAUAUAUAUAUUAAAAUAUAUGAUAAAUUACUUUUGACCCCUGCAGGAGAAGCGUUCUGCAUUUCCUCGGUUUUACUUCAUUGGAGACGAUGAUCUACUGGAGAUUCUCGGACAGGCCACAAACCCUACUGUCAUACACACACACCUGAAGAUGUGUGUUUAAGGCAUCAGCAGUGUGGAGUUUGAUCCGAGUUUUCAGAGCAUCACAGCCAUGAAAUCACUGGAGGGCGAGACCGUGCCGCUCCAGAACACUGUCAGCAUCUCCAACGACGUAGAGGUUUGGCUGAGCGCUCUCUCCACGGAGAUGAAAAACACCUUGAAACAUCUCUUGUGUGACUGUGUGAAUGCUGGAAAGAGAGGAAACGUGGAUCCCACGCGCUUUCCUUCUCAGAUUUUGUGCCUGGCAGAGCAGAUCCAGUUCACAGCGGAUGUGGAGAACGCCAUCCGACAGCAGAACCUCCAUCAGCUGGAGCUGGAGCUCACCGCCAAACUGGAGAGCUACACCAGCGUAGACACCAACAUGGAUGACACUGCAGAAUCGAGAGUUCUGCAGUUGAAACUGAAGGCUCUGAUUCUGGACGUGAUCCACAACAUCUCAGUGGUCCAGAGUCUGAGAGAAGCUCAGAUUCAAAGCACUGAUGACUGGAUCUGGAAGAAACAGCUGCGAUUCUACCUGACCGCAGACCAGCGUUGCUCCAUACAGAUGGUGGACGCAGAGUUCAGCUACACAUAUGAGUAUCAGGGUAAUGCUCCUAAACUGGUUCACACGCCCCUGACGGAUAAGUGCUAUCUGACACUGACACAGGCCAUGAAAAUGGGUUUGGGCGGGAAUCCCUACGGCCCCGCAGGAACCGGCAAGACCGAGUCCGUUAAAGCCCUGGGAGGACUGUUUGGAAGACAAGUGCUGGUCUUCAACUGUGAUGAGGGUAUAGAUGUGAAGUCCAUGGGCCGGAUCUUCGUGGGGCUGGUGAAGUGUGGAGCGUGGGGUUGUUUUGAUGAGUUCAAUCGUCUGGAAGAGGCUGUGCUCUCCGCCGUCUCCAUGCAGAUACAAGCCAUCCAGAACUCACUGAAGAACCACCGGACCACCUGCCAGCUGCUCAGUAAAGAGGUGGAGUUGGACCCAAAUUCUGGCGUCUUUAUUACUCUGAACCCAGCGGGUAAAGGAUACGGAGGACGGCAGAAGCUGCCAGAUAAUCUGAAGCAGCUCUUCCGACCGGUUGCCAUGACGAGUCCUGAUAAUGAGCUCAUCGCUGAGGUCAUCCUGUAUUCAGAAGGGUUUAAAGAAGGAAAGGCACUCGGACGAAAAUUGGUCGCUAUAUUCAAUCUGGCCAGAGAACUGUUGACGCUGCAGCAGCACUACGACUGGGGUUUGCGUGCUCUAAAGACGGUGCUGAGAGGCUGUGGGAGUUUGCUGCAGUUACAGAGACAAAACAACAACCCCUUGAAGGAGAGCGGGUUGGUGGUUCAGGCCUUGAGGUUGAACACCAUGUCAAAGUUGACGUUUGCCGACAGCUCUCGGUUUGACGCCCUGGUCAGAGACGUGUUUCCUGGAGUCGACUUUAAGGACGUGGAGUAUGAGAUGCUCAAAUCCGCCCUGCUGGCUGUUUAUGAAGAGGCACGGCUGGAGAUCAUACCCAGUCAGAUGAAGAAGGCUCUGGAGCUGUACGAGCAGCUGCGGCAGCGGAUGGGUGUGGUGGUGGUCGGGCCCAGCGGGGCGGGGAAGUCCACUCUGUGGAGGAUGUUGCGGGCGGCGCUGGGCAGGAUGGGCCGUGUGGUCAAACAGUACACCAUGAACCCGAAAGCCAUGCCACGUCAGCAGCUCCUGGGCCACAUCGACAUGGACACGCGAGAGUGGUCCGACGGGGUGCUAACGUCCUCCGCACGACAGGUGGUGCGAGAGCCACAGGAGGUGAGCUCAUGGAUUAUAUGCGAUGGAGACAUUGAUCCGGAGUGGAUCGAGUCAUUAAACUCUGUGCUGGAUGAUAAUCGUUUACUCACGAUGCCCAGCGGUGAGAGGAUUCAGUUCGGCCCCAACGUCAACUUCCUGUUUGAGACCCACGAUCUGAGCUGCGCCUCACCAGCCACCAUCUCCCGCAUGGGCAUGAUCCUCCUCAGUGAUGAAGACACUGACGUGGGCUCUCUCGUGAAGUCGUGGCUGAAGAGGGAGGAUGAAGACAACAGGAUGAAUCUGGAGAACUGGCUCAAUGAUUAUUUCCACAGAGCUCUGGACUGGGCUCUCAAACAGAGUGAUUUUGUGGUGGACACCAGUCUGGUUGGGACAGUGCUGAACGGUUUGUCCCAUCUGAGAGGGGUCAGAGAGCGAGGACAGUUUGUUGUGGGACUCAUCCGCGGUUUGGGAGGAAAUCUCACGCUCAAAUGCCGCCAGGAGUUCGCCAAGGAGGUUCUGAGUUGGGCCAGAGAAAGUCCUCCUGACCCCCGCAAGCCCCUGGACACGUACUACGACCCCGCAUCCGGCCGUCUGUGUGCGUAUGAGCUGCAGCGAGGGGACGGUGUGUGUGAGGACGACCUCAGUAACCCGCACAAUCUCCCCGUCAUACACACACCUGACACACAGCGCGGACUCGACCUCUUCACCCCGUGGCUCUCGUCCAAUCACAGGCAGCCGUUCCUGCUGGUGGGGCCGGAGGGGUGCGGGAAAGGGAUGCUCCUGCGCUGCUCGUUCUCUCAGCUGCGCUCCACCCAGGUGGCUGUGGUGCACUGCAGCGCUGAGACCUCCUCCCGUCACGUCCUGCAGAAACUCUCGCACACCUGUCUGGUCAUCAGCUCCAACACGGGACGCGUGUACCGGCCCAAAGACUGCGAGAGGCUGGUGCUGUACCUCAAAGACAUCAACCUGCCCAAACCCGACAAGUGGGGCACCAGCAACCUCAUCGCCUUCCUGCAGCAGGUCUUGACAUAUCAGGGCUUCUAUGAUGAGAACCUGGAGUGGGUCGGACUGGAGAACAUUCAGAUUGUGGCGUCCAUGUCAGCAGGCGGCGCUGUGGGGCGGCACACACUCACCUCACGCUUCACCUCGAUCGUGCGGAUUUGCACCAUUGAGUGAGUACUGAUGUACAUACACACACACACACACACACAAACAC
This is a messenger RNA of Sinocyclocheilus grahami, 7603 nucleotides long. Its product is annotated as cytoplasmic dynein 2 heavy chain 1-like. The record is from RefSeq and is a predicted model, not a curated record. Gene Ontology annotation, cellular component: axonemal dynein complex. Gene Ontology annotation, molecular function: dynein light intermediate chain binding; ATP binding; dynein intermediate chain binding. Gene Ontology annotation, biological process: microtubule-based movement. The transcript is spliced from 45 exons. Lineage: Eukaryota; Metazoa; Chordata; Actinopteri; Cypriniformes; Cyprinidae.